AUGCCCACUCACGGUCGCAUUCGGGAUCCGUGUCAGGCCCAACUCCACAGACCAUCCCGGAACAUCCGGCAUCUCCGACUCCACCGCCUCAACUACCCCAGACCUCACUCUGCCGGACCCCCUGGAGACAGUGAUUCGGAGCCGGUGUCCCCCGUCUCGGACACGCACUCCAUAUCGACGACGCCCCGGUUCCAAGCCAAGGACACGCCCGGCGACGACUUUUCCGUGGGAGGGGACCUCCAGGUUCCUCGACCCAUCAGCAAGACUCAGCCGUCAUGGGACCCCUUCACGGGCACGCCCUUGGUGGAGGAGGAAGAUUUUGAGAUGGGACAGUCCACGGAUCCGAGCCCCCCUGCGCCUCAUGUAGGUCAAGGCCAAGGUCAAGCUCCUCCUCCUCCUCCUCCUCCUCCUCCUCCUCAAGCCACACAAACCGUCACCGCUGUAAGACCGCGGGCAAACACGGCCGAUGACCCGUACGACGACUGGGUCGUUGUGUCGCCGCAGUCGCCUCCCUCUGGUCAGAUUCACGUGGUAUCACCUCAGUCACCGCCACAGGCGCCGCGGUCAUUCGAGCCUACGGAGUCGAGCAGAGAGGUUGACGAGGACGAUCAUGACGCGACUCAUGGUUCCAGUUCAACGGGUCUCUUUAUUGUACAGCCGUCCCAGCAGUUGCAGCCGGUUCAGCAGCAGGCUGUCCAGCAGCAGCCGGUACAGCAGCAACAACAACAGACCAUACACCAUCUUCCAUCACAGCAGACUUCUCCCCAGCGCCAAUCAUCCUUUGUUGGCCUCCCGCCCAUCAGGCGAAGUUCUACGUUCGGUAUCAAUCUGACCAAGAGGGCGAAGAAACGCUUUCCCUUGGAUGAAGACGAUGAUAACAACUUCGUUUCCUCCCCGGUCGCCACGACAACUGAUCAGUAUGGCAACGAUGGCGGCUCUUCAUCCCGCUACCAGCAGGGGGAAUCUAGCUGGUCUGCACAGCAGUCUGCGCAGCCCAUUCGGGUCGACACUGGGCCACCGCGCUUCCGCAAAGACAGCAACAUGUCACACAACGUUCUCUCGGCAACGUCAACUCAGGCGGCUACGCUGGCGACCGAGAGCAGUGGGAUGACCGGGCAGGAUCUGAGAAUCGACGAUGAGAAGAGACCCCUUGGACCGGGAGUGGCAAUGAAGGGUGCCGCCCGUGUACCAGGACCCAUUGACACGAGAGCAGCGAUGCAACAGAAUGACGGUCGAACGAGCGGUCCGCCCUAUGGUCCAGGUUUGCCUCCUCACCAGGGGAUUAUGUCUCCAACUUUUGGAGGCAACCCGAUCCAUCACCUUCCUCCUCAAGGCCCUUGGAAGCUCGAAGAGUCGCAUUUGUCUGAGCCGCUGGCCACCAGCAGGAAUCGCCAGUCUGGCGGGUCUUUGUCACCUCACCAGCAAACCUCCUUUGGAAUCGACAAAGAAACCGGCGUGCCUUCGACGGCAGCGCAACGACCCGAAACGCAGUUGCCGCCUAGGCAGAAGUUUUCUGAAGUGCCUCCGUCAUCAGCGCAGCGUUAUCCUGGCCUAUUCACCCCUCAAGUAGGAUAUCAAAACCCUAGCUCUCCCACAGGACCACGAGACUCCGAAGACCUUGGUCAGCAUUUCUACAACCGCGAUUCUGCCUCGCUGUACAGGACGCAGACGGGUGACUCGGAAGUUAGCGGCGUUGAUCCUUCAAUAGACGAGGAGCGUGGCCGCAGACGAAGCUCUGGCUUCUUGAAAGAGAUUGGAGGUCGCAUCUCGCGUCACACCUCGCGGGAACGGCCAGCGUCCAAGGCUGGAAGCGGAGCGCCGAGCUAUAUGGCCGGUCCAGACGUGCGAGGGGAUGCCGUGUCUGAGGCGAGUGUUGCCACUGGAGAGCUGCAAGACCGCCAGAGACGACGUUCAAGCUUCUUUCUCAACUUGCGGGGUUCCAAACCUUCCGAUGCCGGCGAAGAGAUUACGCCGUCGCCAAAGGCGAGCCCGAACCCGGGCGGUCCGUCUCAGGCCCAGCCACCGCCGGGAGGGCCGGCGGAGAGAAAACGUUCCUUCUUCGGCCCCGGUGCCGAUCAAUCUGCCAAUUUCCCCAUGCCUAACCUGUCUCGUUCGUCAACGUCGACUGCUGGAUAUGAAGUAGCAGGCGGAGCCAUGGGCCCUCCCAAGAAGCGCUUCUCUGGCUUCACGAGCAAGGUGUUUCCUCGUAGCUCGAGUCAGCAGGAUUUACAGGUACCACAGAAGCCUAGCACAUCUCAUUCUACCACGACUUCAACCAUGUUCGGCCGCCCGCCAAGCACGCAAGGAAGCCAACCUGGCAAGCCUAGCCCCCUAGCCGCUCAGGGGAGAGAAAGGAGCAACACCACUGGCACAAAACGACCGGUGUCCGACUUGCAGAGUGAACGCCGUGAAGCUCCCAUCGCGCCUGCUAACGAAUCGCACGAUGAACACGUCUCACGGAGAAAGUCCAGUCAGAUGUUGAAUAUGGAGUCAGAACCUUCUUCGCAAUCCUUUGAUGCUCCGGCGCCCCCAUCGCAGAGAGAACAACCCUCACCGGGACGCCGUCAUCUCACUGAGCAGAGGCAGCCUUCUCUAUCAUUCCUACAGGCAGAGGAGCAACUCUCGCGCCCUGAGCAGUCAGAAGACCAGACCGAAGAGCACUGGGUUCCCCCCGGAUUCUCGGCCGAGCCAACACCAGAGCCAUCAAUCAGACACAGCUACGGACGUGAGAACUCGCCCGGGCCGCAGACACCGCCUCUGGGCCAGGCGCAAGGUAGUGCCAACCACCACCAGGCUCUCGGCGUCCAGAAGUCCGGCCAUGCUAGACGGACCUCGGAGCAAUCUGCGUCGCUGCUGUCUCCUUCCUCCAACUUUAGGGCACAAUCUCCCAACGGGGCAGUCGGCCAUUCUGAUACCUCGCAACGAUCGUCGAUAUCGAAUUCUCCGAAGCCGGCGGCUGUUGCUCAGAUGCCGGCGACGAGGGCAGCUGUGGUCUCGGACGGUCGAGGGCCUCUGCCGGAUCCUCGACGACCAAGUCCAUAUUCAGUGCGUUCAAGCGAUCAUCCAAGCAACCAGAACCCCGGCCACAACAACAGAUGCCACAUCCAAGCCAGGCUCAAAACAUGCAGCCGCAGCCGCAGCCGCAGUUUCAGCCGCAGCAACCUUACAAAAGCCAAGGCCAGCAAAGGAUGCCACCAGCUGUUCCAUUAUCGCAGAGGAGUCAUCUGCCGCAACAAGGACCCCAUCACAUGUACCAAGAACAGCGCCCAUCCAUGGGUUCCUUUGAACAAGGGCGUCCCCCUCAACACGACCGCCCCCAAUACCCAACCCUACGUUGAACCCCAGUACGAUCAAGUCCCUAUUCCGCAAGGAUAUGCUGCCGUUCACGGUGAAGGGGGCGUAGCUCCAUCCCCGUACGCUCUCUCACGUACAUCGCCACCGGUUCAGUAUCCUGCCUACCAUUCACCGCAGGUGCCGCAUUGGGGCCAGCCUCCCGUUGCUCAGAGACACCCGUCCGAGAUAUCAAUGUACAGCCACCCAAGCCCUCCUGUACCGCAAGGACAGCAGCUGCUUCAGGGCCAUCCUCAGGGAGCUGCAUGGCCUGAGGGUGACCGCCGCGUGAGCAUGGCGUCUCACCAGUCCAACAUCUCGCAUGCCAGCCACAGCACGCAGGCGGUCCCCGGUCCGCAUGGUGAUGUGCCAAUCUCCAGUCAGCAACAUCAACAACAUCAACCACAGCAAGACCAGAGAGGAAUACGGGUAGUGAACCACGAUGACAGCCAGAUCGCGGCUCCAGGCCCGCAGUUUGGUCAGCAAACCAUGCCGCCAACGCAACAGCCUCAACAGCAACGAUACUCUCUUGUCGACGCGGCGGCUCCAGCCGCAGCAUCUCCCCAGAUACAACAAAGUCAGAGCCGAGGAAUUCAGGGAAAGCAAGAGGCCAGCUCUCGUGAGGCGCAACAGAACGCCACCAACGUGGUCCACAACUCUCCUGAUAUGCACUCAUCUCCCCAUCAACAGAAUCAGGCCCAUCCAGCACAAGGGCUUGCGAUCGAUGCUAGUAGUAUGACGGGAAAUAACUCCCGCAGCAUUUCCGACAAUACACAAGGGCCUGCGGAGAGAAUUAUAUCGCCUGAUCCUCCAGCACCAGCGCCAGCACCCGCAGCACCUCGCCUCAGCGUCAACGUGCAGCAAGCAAACCAAAAACCCAAAGACAACGACCUCUACGAACCCACACCGCGCCUGCCCUCCAACCCUUCCCAGCCGCCGGCAGCACGGCCUAUAGUCGCCGCGAACACGGGCCACAGCAUGGUCAGCGACAGCUCUGCCGACGAAGCGCCCCGAAACGCCAGCCACGCCAACGGCAGCGCUGGCGCUGCGGCCUCGACUACCCUGGCGAGGGGCAAGAGCACGAGAGCCGAGCUGGAGGAUACGGAAGAUGAGCGUCAGAGAACCAUGCGUCGUGAGGCCCAGGAGGAGAAGAUCCUGGUCGACCCUUACGAGGAGUUGUCGUCUGGAGGGGUGAAGUAUAGGAAGGAAGAGGAGCCGGCGGAUGUGCCUCAGAUGAGCGCGACGAGUUACCCUGGUCAGGAGUGGAAUCCCUACGGAGCUGGGGGGUAUGAGGAUUGGGACUGA
This is a messenger RNA of Colletotrichum phormii, 4635 nucleotides long. RefSeq lists its product as uncharacterized. The transcript has 5 exons. The coding region runs from base 1 to 4635 and encodes 1544 amino acids. The record is from RefSeq and is a predicted model, not a curated record. NCBI's taxonomy places the organism in Eukaryota, Fungi, Ascomycota, Sordariomycetes, Glomerellales, Glomerellaceae.